AUGCUUCCUCAGCCGGUGUGCAAGGCAUUCUGUGAGGACAAGACCCAGGCCUGGGAUACCAAGUGCACCUGGGGGGGCUGCAACGGCUGCUCCGAGUGCUCUCUCCCUGCGCCGGCGUGCAAGCCGUAUUGUGAGGACAAAACACAGGCCUGGGGUGACAAGUGCACCUGGCAGGGCUGCAACGGCUGCUCCGAGUGCGGCGCCGAGUCCGAGUGCAAGCCGUUUUGUGAGGACAAGACGCAGGCAUGGGAUGACAAGUGCACCUGGGAGGGCUGCAACGGCUGCUCCGAGUGCUCUCUCCCUGCGCCGGCGUGCAAGCCGUAUUGUGAGGACAAAACACAGGCCUGGGGUGACAAGUGCACCUGGCAGGGUUGCAACGGCUGCUCCGAGUGCGGCGCCGAGUCCGAGUGCAAGCCGUUUUGUGAGACCAAGACGCAACCAUGGUCGGCAAAGUGCUCAUGGAACGGCUGCUCGGCCUGCGGGGACGUGUGCAAUGCGUGCAAGCCCUACUGUGCGAUCAAGACGGACCCGUGGGAUAUGCUCUGCAGCUGGAACGGCUGCUCUAGCUGCACCGAGUGCUCCGGCGGCUGUGGUGUUUACCCGUACAUGGGGAAUGGGGGAUGGGAGAUCGGCACCGGCACCGAAGACGACGCCAUCAGCUACUGCCUCGCGAACCCUGACUGCAUCAAGGUGCAAUGGGACUCGUCGGGCAACAUCUUCGUCUCGGGCGUUUUGGCGAGUGCAGAAACAUAA
This is a messenger RNA of Emiliania huxleyi CCMP1516, 753 nucleotides long. RefSeq lists its product as hypothetical. The transcript has 2 exons. Lineage: Eukaryota; Haptophyta; Isochrysidales; Noelaerhabdaceae. Bases 1 to 753 code for a protein of 250 amino acids. The record is from RefSeq and is a predicted model, not a curated record.